Molecule: messenger RNA, 405 nt
Organism: Arabis nemorensis
Lineage: Eukaryota; Viridiplantae; Streptophyta; Magnoliopsida; Brassicales; Brassicaceae
Source: the annotation of a GenBank genome assembly
AUGAGAUAUGGAGUGAUUAGAUACUCAGCUUUGAGAAGACUAAGCUUUGGAUUUGUUGUCUUCAUGAAGCUGUUUCUGUUUAUGGAUGUGACAACUCUGCUGAGGUUUUCUUGGGGAUGUAUAUGCCGUCUUUACCUUUCGACUCAAAGAUUGGCUGAAGUUUUCAUCUUGCGAACUGGUGUCUCGGACUUUCUCUCGGUCUUCUAUCAAGCAAGUAUCACGAGCUGGUAUACUUUUAGAGUUGACCAGAGAGACGCAUACUUGAGGCUAACAAAUGGAUAUGCUUUCACCUCUACUUCUCAAAUCGGUGGUCUUGCUCCUGAUAGCCGAAGCCUACACUUUUUGAUGCAGGAAAUCGAUCUUCGGUCGGGUUUUGCCAUGCUGCUCUACACUUUGACUGUAUAA